This is a messenger RNA of Anneissia japonica, 2327 nucleotides long. RefSeq names its product microsomal glutathione S-transferase 3-like. NCBI's taxonomy places the organism in Eukaryota, Metazoa, Echinodermata, Crinoidea, Comatulida, Comatulidae. Gene Ontology annotation, cellular component: endoplasmic reticulum; membrane; nuclear envelope. Gene Ontology annotation, molecular function: glutathione peroxidase activity; glutathione transferase activity. The transcript is spliced from 5 exons. Bases 89 to 505 code for a protein of 138 amino acids. The record is from RefSeq and is a predicted model, not a curated record.
CCGAUAGGGCCGAGUGAACAGUCAGUAAGACAGGUUGGUUGCACAUGUAAUUUUUUGGCUAAACAAAGACAUAAAUACAAAAAGAAUAAUGGCUAUUGAUCUUCCACCGGAGUAUGGUUUUAUUGUUUUAACAGCAUUGAUUAGCUGGAUUAUGGUUACUUACCUUGGUGCGAAAGUGGGCCAAGCUCGAAAGAAGUAUGGUGUGAAAUACCCUUUGAUGUAUGAUAGCAAAGAACCGAUGUUUAACUGCUACCAAAGAGCUCACCAGAACACGCUUGAGCAGAUUCCAUAUUUCCUACUUUUCCUUCUACUUGGUGGCAUUCAGCAUCCAGGUGUUUGCAUAGUGUGUGGUCUAAUUUGGAUUGUGAGUCGCUUGUCAUAUGCUUUUGGCUACUACACCGGAGAUCCGGAGAAACGUCUGAAGGGAGUAUAUGGUUACAUUGGUUUGUUUGGUUUGAUUGCUGCAACUAUCUCAUUUGCACUACACUUACUCCAGUGGAUCUGAUCUGAAUAGACAGAGUGUGAUCUAGAAUGAUCUAAGUACAGAUAAGAAAGGCAUUUAACUUGACAUACAGUAUUUUAAAUUAAAACCAAAAAAAAAUAGUACUGUACUUCAAAAUUAAUGUUGAUUAUAAUAAUUAUGAUGAUAGUAAUGUGCAAAAAUGAAGCUUUCAACUACUGCAGCAGAAUAGGUGGACUUCGAUACUUUUAUGCAAAUUGUAUUGAAAUGAAAUGUGAAAUUAUUUAAUUUCAAAGCUACCAGCUGUAACAUUUAUUUCUAGAGAAUACAUUGCAAUAACUUAUAUGAAUAUAUUUGGUGUUUGAUGACCAAAGGUGAAUGUUAAACUAAUGUAGUAAUAUUUGAGUAUUCUGUUUUCCCCUUGCUAAACCUCUUCACCCACUUGUCGUCACCCUCUUCUCUUACCUCUUUCUCAUAAGCCUAUUUUCUUCACCAUGUUCACCUGCACUUGAAUUUCAUCACCUUCAUAGAAAUGUUUUCACUCUUUUUACCCAUCUUAGCCGCCUCCUCUUCACCCAUCUAUUUUCAUUUUAUCCCUCUUUAGAUUUCCCUCUUCAUCCCUUUUACCUAGCCAUUUUUUUCCUUCCCUCUUUACAUUCUCUAAACAUAGUUCCUUUAUCAAUUUUUUAUCUUCACCCCUCUUAUUCUUGCUUUCACUUUCUCUCUCUUCACUCCACCCUCUUAACCCCUUCACCCUCUCCUCCAACCUUUAAAACAUUGUACUACAUUCAUUCCAUUGAUACAUUAAGAAAACAUUCCAGAAGUACAGAUUAAGGUAAUUGUGCUAUUAUUAAUUAUGAUAAGAAUUUGUGAUUUAGUUGAAUUUUAAAUUAUAUAAACCCCACUUAGAUUUAUGUUACUAAAAUAAUGAUCAUUAAUGUAAAAUCAUUUGCAGGAGUUGCAUUGGCUAAUGACUAUAGGUGCUGUGUGCAUCUGGAUUAAUACCUCCAAAUGCAGUGAUUUCAUCCAUCCAUCGUCUGUUUUGCCUUCCCCGUCAUUUGAUUUGGUUGCUUGGGUCUACUUUGUGGUUUUCCCAUGUGCAUCUGUCAUCCUUCUACCUUACCUAUAUGACCAUCCCUUCUCCAUUUCUUUGAUAUAAUUGUCUUAAUAAUCCUGCAUUUCCCCUCAGUGUAUUUUCUACCAUUAUUCUUUCCGUAGCCCUCUCUGUGACCCUUAGUUUUGUUCUCUAGACUUUUACUGGGUGUCCAUGUUUCAGCAUUAUUUGUAAAGACAGGUAUGAUUAAAUAAUAUUGUCUUUCCAGGGAUACAAUAAAGGCGUGUUUAAUUUAAUGCAAGACUAGAAUAAGUGUAAAUCUUUUAUAUCUAUAUACUUGCUUCUAAGAAAAGCUCUCAAUUAUCUUUCUAAAAUGAAAAUAGCAUUUUCUUCAGCCUUAUAUUAAAUUUCAGGUAAAAUUGUUAGUUAUAUAUCUGAUGUUUUAUAUAAAUUAACUUUAGUACUACUGUACCAUGAGUACAGUAUACAGUAAUAUAUCUUGAAAAUUCAAACUGAAAUGUUUUUUGGUAAUUUUCUAAUAAUUAAAUUAGUAACAAAAGUAAAUAUGUAGAAUUAAGCAUACUUGAAACAAACCACCAGUAUGAUAUUGAGUAUGAAAAUAGUAAUUUCUAUUGUAUAUUUAUUACUAUUGUAUGAAUAGUGCAUUGUAUUUAAUAUUGAAUGAAUGACGUUUUUAGAUAAUGCAUUCCUCUGACGUGAUAUAUACCUAUUUUAACUUGUGGGUUGUAAAUUUUGUGAAUUUUAUUAUGGUAUUAAUGUUAUAGUGUCGAAUUAAAGAUUUUGAAUCAAGAA